CCGAAGGCUCCGCGGAUGGCCUCAGUCGCGCAUGGUUCGUGCACCCCGUUAUGCACUCUAUCAGGUUAUGUCUACUGGAGGCAGAACCGAGGCUCCCAGACACUGCUCGACGGGUGGCUCUCCUUUUCAUCACCUUCUGACGGGCAUUCGACGCCCGUAUCGUUUUCCCAACUCGACUGCUUUCAGACUCAGGGCCACAGGAGCGUUUGA
Molecule: messenger RNA, 210 nt
Organism: Neurospora tetraspora
Lineage: Eukaryota; Fungi; Ascomycota; Sordariomycetes; Sordariales; Sordariaceae
Exons: 1
Source: RefSeq, a predicted model, not a curated record